CACGAUAUGACGCCCCGACGCUAUUGGUCGAUAACUCAAUCGCUAGGUCGCUAGUGUUUACGUAUCGUAAUCGCAGUUGCAUAAUGUUAAUGAAAAACCAGUUUCUACAAUGAUAAACGAUGGCUUUGGCAAACAAGAAUUAUGUCAAUGCGCGUUUCCGUUUUCUAUAAGACAUGUCGCAUUCCAACCUGCUCGUGAUAGGCAUUAGUGGAGUUACGUGUGGCGGUAAAACCACCACCGCAAGUGAAAUAAACAAAAUCUUUCCGGGCAGCAAGAUAUUCUCGCAAGAUGAUUACUUUUGGCCGGUUAAUGAUCCGAGACACGUGUGGAUUCCUGAACUAAACCACAUCAACUUCGAUAUAUUGUCCUCGCUCGACAUGGAAGGCAUGUACAACGACGUGAGGAGGUACAUUGGCUCCAACAAAACGUCGAAAACGAGAAAGCAUACUAUAAACUAUUUAAAUGGCACGGAUUGCGAUUUAAGGAAGCAGUGUUUUGAAAAGACAAAAGACGUUCGUAUCGUCAUCGUUGAAGGCUUUUGUAUAUUUAAUUAUCGGCCACUGACUGAAGUCUUUGAUUUGAAGUACUACUUCACGCUUGACCGAGACGAAUGUUAUCGGAGGAGGGUGCAACGCGUAUAUGAACCCCCAGACUGUCCAGGGUACUUUGAACGGUGCGCCUGGGUCGAACAUCUUAAACAACUGGAAGAAGUACAAGAAACAGUCGAAAACGUUGUGUAUUUUAAUGAAAAAAACAAAAAUCCUGUAGAUACUAUUUUGCGAGAUAUUCUUAACAUUCUGUAGUUUUCACUGUAUCCUACAUUCCGCCGAAUAUUAGAGCAUUUGAUCAGUGGCACGGAUAAAAUAAAGUAUUUUCGUUUG
Molecule: messenger RNA, 881 nt
Organism: Cylas formicarius (sweet potato weevil)
Lineage: Eukaryota; Metazoa; Arthropoda; Insecta; Coleoptera; Brentidae
Product: nicotinamide riboside kinase 1
Exons: 1
Coding region: 174-803 (209 amino acids)
Cellular component (GO): cytoplasm
Molecular function (GO): kinase activity; ATP binding
Source: RefSeq, a predicted model, not a curated record